AUUCACAUUGCGCCCGUGAGCGCACGUACCGUCCGCUGGCCAGCGCUGCUCACAAGACCGGACUGUCACGCCCCCAUGACACGUUAUAUUCUCAGUUAUUUAAGACGCUGCUUUCAUCAGCAGGUACAGUUCGCUGGGACCUCUCACCAGUCGAGUCUCUACAAGACCAGCAUUUUUACAAGUUUCUUCACAGUAACAGAUGAUGGCUCACUCAUUUCAGUCCUGUACGCAUGCUAUGGCCCUACUGAAGAAAUUGAAUUCCCAGCGGGAGCUGGGAUGUUUCUGUGACUGUGUGAUCCGACUACACCUCCAUACGGGGAAGCUUUAUUUGGCUCAUAGAAAUAUCCUAGCUGCUUCGAGUCCUGUCCUCGCAUCCCUCCUGUCUGAUCAGAGCACCCUGCUGGAUUUACACUAUCCAAGCCUCACACCUGAAACACUGACGCUGCUGCUGGAAUUCAUCUAUACAGGAAGCCUGCCCCCACCUGGUCUGGAGGACUCAGUCCACUCUGCUGCCACCUUUCUUGAAAUGGAAGAAUUACAACAGGCUCUUACUCAUAGGCAGGCUGUUUUGUCAGAGUCACCCAAGAAUAUGGAAACUGGUGACAUACAGGCUGCGUUGGCUGAUUCCCCCUCAGCAGAGAAGAAUGUGAUGGAUUUAUGUACCUGUAAAGGGUCCAAGUGGCCUUGCACAUCAGCCCCACUGCGGGAGGGCGUUCCCGUCAUACAUCAUGUGGGCGUUGCGGAGAACAAAGGGGAGCUGCCCUUACGUCUCCAAGAGCACCGGUGCUGCACCAAGCCAUACCUCCUGCACGAUGGUGCAAGAGGGUUCGGAGCAGACUGCAUGCUGGAACUGCAUCCUGGUCGGUCUUCAGUGCAGCGUGGUGAGGUGUCAGGUGCGUAUGUGUGCAGUUCCAGUGCAAAGGACAAGGAAAAAUCGCAGCUCCUGCAUUGGGCUGUGAAAGAGAGUGAAAAACCGCCAUUACAGUGUACAGGGCAAACCGUCAUCACUACCGUUCUGUGUUCGGAAAUUGACUAUGAGCAUGGAUUCCAAGCUGGUGGGUCUCCUGUUAGACAUAUAAAAAAAACUGAAGAUUCUACAGAGGUCAGUUCAGGGCGGGGCUGUAUUCACCAUGAAAUGGGCGGCAAUACAGAUGACAGGGGCGAUACAGAUGGUUCGCAGUCAGAUAAAAUUUUCACAACUCAUCAGAGUUUUGAGGACAGGAAAUAUAACCUCAUUGGCUACAGGGAAGCUCUAGACUCCUGUCUGGAAACUUGCAGUGACAGGAGCCAGAUCUGUGUUGUACAAUGUUCAAAGAAAAGCGCUAGCAGUGAUCCCGACAUGGCCAGCUCCUGCGGAGAAAACCUGGAAGGCUAUCCAGAAAUUCCACAGCUGAACUCAUCCGGAGAGAACACACUGGCCAGUAAUUCCACGACGUUAGGAAUCGGUGAGAAAGGGAAAGAGAGGCUGCUUCAGCCACAGAAGCAGGAGCUGGCAGGUUAUCGGGGCUGUGUGACCUACCACUGUCUGGAGAGGAGACAGGAGACCGAUUCGGAAGAUGAAGCGACUCGUGUGCAUGGCCAAGCUCCCGCCACAAACAGCCCGAUGCCUGGCAGGCCGCCCACCACGGAAGCCGGCAGCUCUGAUGAGGUUUUGGGGAACGCAGAGGGACCUGCCCAGCCGUACUGGUGUGGCAUGUGUGAGCGCGCAUUCAGUCAGCGCGGCUCUCUGAACCGGCACCUGCGCUCUCACUUGGGGGUCCGGCCCUAUCCCUGUCCCUGCUGCCCCAUGACCUUCUCGCGGCAGUACCGCGUCCAGGAGCAUCUGCGCGUGCACCAGAGGAGCUGCGCGCACCCCCACAGAGCGGAUCCUUCCUGAUCUGGCGAUCCUGGCAUCGGGGAUUUCCCAUGGCUCCGUGCUCACGUUGGCAAAUCCUCUGCUGAGGUAGAAGCCAACCCCCACAGGGUCUACUGGCCCAUGCGAGGCUUCAGCACCAAACUGCCAUUUUUCUCUGUCUUCCAGGAUAAUUUUUUAUUUGUGAGAAAUACAAAACAAUAGGGUAUGAUGCAGCUUGAGUGCAUUUCAGCUGGUCCAGCUGCCAUGAUGUUAUUGCCGGGAGCGCAGCUGAAACUCCCAUCU
Molecule: messenger RNA, 2137 nt
Organism: Brienomyrus brachyistius
Lineage: Eukaryota; Metazoa; Chordata; Actinopteri; Osteoglossiformes; Mormyridae
Product: ras-responsive element-binding protein 1-like
Exons: 3
Coding region: 200-1876 (558 amino acids)
Biological process (GO): regulation of transcription by RNA polymerase II
Cellular component (GO): nucleus
Molecular function (GO): protein binding; RNA polymerase II cis-regulatory region sequence-specific DNA binding; DNA-binding transcription factor activity, RNA polymerase II-specific
Source: RefSeq, a predicted model, not a curated record